Molecule: messenger RNA, 2763 nt
Organism: Porites evermanni
Lineage: Eukaryota; Metazoa; Cnidaria; Anthozoa; Scleractinia; Poritidae
Source: the annotation of a GenBank genome assembly
AUGAAGGUCACCAAGGAUGAAGUUACAAUUAAAGAACUAAAAGACUGGUGGGGUCACGAAGGACAAACUGUUCAACUAAAAGAUGCUGAUCCAAAUGAGCUUCAGCUUUUUAUUGAAAAAAUGCCCGUUCCAAUCAAAGGUGAGAGUUUUCAAAGUAAUUUCCAAAAUUUUGUUUAAGUUUUGGUUUUGGCCGGGAAUAAAGAGGUACAUGGUUGAAGCUCUGUAUAAAUGUAUGGAACCAAACAGAUCAAAGUUAAUAUGGUUAGUGUAGCUAUAGUGUUUUUGGUUUUAGUUUUUAAAUAAAAAGAGGUUAUUAGGUUAAACUUAGUGUAUUGUACGAAGGUUUAUAAAAACAGGUAGCUCAAGCUUAUGGCUAGAGUAGUUAGUUUGGUGUUUUUGAAUUGAGAAGCAUGUGGUUAAACCCGUACAUUUGUAUGGAUCAGCUGGGCUUAAAUAUUAAUAAUUGAUGAGUGAAAUAUUCAUGUAUAAACAUCAACGCUCAUAAAUUUUGUCAGCUGGGGAUCUUCACGUCAAAACAUUGUUCGCUGUGUCAAGAGGAGUAGACUACUAGAACAAUAUUGAUCUUCUUAAAAGCAACAACGCCCGUAGAGCAUGAUAUCCGGGUGGCCCCUGUUCUAGUGAUUUGGAGUAAAAAAAAAUAAGAUCAUGUUUCAAGACUAAAUGAAAGCUUUGAGUCAAACAUUAGUCUGUAAUUCACAAAUCGAUUGAUGCGAAUUGCUUCCUCGCUUCAUUCUUCUCUCGCGCUGGCGGUUCCGCCGACAAAAUUUCCCCUCAGACCCUGAAUCGUCCUCAGUAGUUUUCUUAUCAAAAAUGUAGUUUACGUCAUAGAAAGUGCUUUUUACGGGGUUGUAUUCAAGAGCUUGUUUGUGUCAAAACCCGAACGAGCGAGAUACGAGCGAGUGAGGGCUUUUGACACAAACAACUCGUAAAUAUGACCCCGUACAAAGCACUUUCUAUGACGUGAACUGUUUAUUACACAUAUCACGAGAAUUUUCACUGAAAUAGUUUUCUUAAUGUAACACAUAAGCUUAUUGCUAAGAGCAAAUCACAAAUACUGAGAUGCAAAUGCAAAUUUAAUAGCAAUGGCAAAUCUCGCAGCACAUCCUUAGUCCUCAUCGUGCAGAACAGAUAAUGCACUUGUGCAAAAAUUUAAUCUAGUAUGAUGUUACAAAAGAUGUGGGCUUGUAGAGAGGAGUUCACGCUCAUAGUUGCAUCAUAGGUAAUCAGGGCAAGAUGGCCGGACAUUCAAAGAUUUAUAUUGGAAUUCAAAGCUCUCUAAUUCUUCCUAAAUUCAUAUGUUUGAUGCUUUCUCUUUAAAAAGAGUAACUUACGAGUUCAAAGAAACAAUACACUAAAUCUGGAGUGCAGAGAAGUCGGUGAUCAGUUUUUAGAAAACCUUGAUUUCCCAUACUUUUUCUGUAAUUUUACAGUAUCAAAAUUACAGAAAAUCUGUGGAAAAAUUGAGAUUUUACUAAAAACUGAUCACGGACGUCUAGCUACUCAGCAAUAUUAAGUGACAAUCGGAGCGAAACGGAAUUCUGAAUUUCAUCUUCUUCAUCAGCAUCUCAUUUAUGCGUAUGUGUCGCUCAGUUUCAAGAGAGAAACGCAGUGCAUUUAAAAUUUUCUUUGAAGUCAUAAUUUUGAAUUUUUCUUUUUUAGGUGACACUUAAUCAGUUCGCCCAUGUUACUUACGUGAUUUUCAUGAUUACCUUGUUUUCAUUUUGAUCACGAAUUAUCUUUUCAGAAAAAAUGCAAAAUCUACGCAAAGCAAAUUCGCCAAGGCGAGCCUCAAAAUUAGAAAGUCAGUGGAGGGAUUUUCAGCGAUGUGAAGAAAACUUCCAAAGACAGAUACGGGAGAUGCAGCAACGCGAACAGGAUUUACAAAGGAAACUCAGAGUGGUUAAAGAACGGUAUCAGGACUCUCAAAGCCAGCUAACAGAUAUUGAGCAACAUGAACAAAAUAUGCAGCGGCUGUUGAGAGAGCUUCAGGAACGAGAAAAAAAUUCUCAAAGGUAGUUGAUGGAGUUUCAACAGGGUGAAGAAAAUUCUCAAAGGCAGCUGAUGGAGUUUCAACAACGUGAAGAAGAUUCUCAGAGACAGCUAACAGAGUUUCAACAACGUGAAGAAAGUUCUCAGAAGCAGCUGAGGGAGUUUCAACAACGUGAAAGAAAUUCUCAGAGGCAGCUGACGGAGUUGCAGCGGCAACUGAGGGAGAUAGGACAACAGUUGACCAAUUGCCGAGGACAAGUUUCUGAGCUACAGUUAAGUCUUUCAACAGCACAGCAAACAAUAAAUCAAUUGCGGAACCAGGAAACACGUGACUGGGUUAUUCCCCGGGACGAAAUUCAAAUCACAAAGAAAUGCCUUGGGAGGGGAGGAUGGGGAAUUGUCAAUAAGGGAACGUAUUGUGGCUGUACUGUAGCAGUGAUGCAGAUCCAUGAGUUGAUUCUUUCUCCUCAUAACAUAAACCUGUUUGAAAGAGAAAUGAAUAUCUCUUCUAAAUGCCGCCAUCCUCACUUACUACAGUUUAUCGGCGCCACGAAAGAUGAGGGAACUCCUCUGUUCGUGACCGAGCUGAUGGAGAAAAGUCUGCGCACUUUAUUGGAGCACCGGCAACUCUCCGAGACAGAAAUAGCCGUCAUUUCUCUGGAUGUAGCACGUGCCCUGAACUACCUUCACCAGAAAAAACCAGAGCCUAUCAUUCAUCGCGACGUCAGCAGUGUGAAUGUGUUGCUAUGGUGA